This is a messenger RNA of Acanthopagrus latus (yellowfin seabream), 2057 nucleotides long. It is a transcript of the gene myef2, whose product is annotated as myelin expression factor 2. Bases 154 to 1887 code for a protein of 577 amino acids. Lineage: Eukaryota; Metazoa; Chordata; Actinopteri; Spariformes; Sparidae. Gene Ontology annotation, cellular component: cytoplasm; post-mRNA release spliceosomal complex; nucleus. The record is from RefSeq and is a predicted model, not a curated record. Gene Ontology annotation, biological process: regulation of mRNA stability involved in response to oxidative stress. The transcript is spliced from 17 exons. Gene Ontology annotation, molecular function: mRNA binding.
GGACUAACAGCAGGUGUUGCAAUCCGCCCAAAAAAGAAGACGAAGAAGAAGAAGGAGAAGACGACGACGAAGAAGAAGAAACCUCCCCACUGCACAUUUUGAACUGCGUAGCGUCAGGGGCAUCUUACGUUGUGUUGGGCAAACACAAUCAACAUGGCAGAUGCUGCAAGCCUUGAUGAGGAGCCAAAGCAAGAGGAAUCUACUGCGUCCGUGAAGUCCGAAACCGAAGACACGUCCGAGGAGACACCUAAUGGCGUGAAAACGGAUGCUGAAGAAACCAAGCCCCCCAAAGAAAAGCACGAUGGUAAAGAGAAGUCAUCCGGGAGCCGACGAGGAAACCGUUACCAUCCCUACAAAGACAAACACAGUGGAGAAAAGAAGAGUGCUCAUAGGAACCGGGUGUUCAUCAGCAAUAUCCCCUAUGAUAUGAAGUGGCAGGCAAUUAAAGAUCUAAUGCGUGAGAAAGUUGGUGAGGUUACAUACGUGGAGCUCUUUAAGGAUGCAGAAGGAAAGUCAAGGGGCUGUGGUGUGGUGGAGUUCAAAGAUGAGGAGUUUGUGAAGAAGGCGAUAGAAACUAUGAAUAAGCAUGACCUGAGUGGAAGGCCACUGAACAUCAAGGAGGACCCUGAUGGUGAACAUGCUCGACGUGUGCUUCAGCGCAUGGGAGGAGGUCAACAGGGAGGUCGCGGGCAGGACAUGGGGCCUGGCGGGAUGAACAUCCCGCCCUCCAUUGCCAACAACCCUAACAUCCCACCUGACGUCAUCCAUGCUCUGCAGGCCGGACGACUUGGCAACACGGUGUUUGUAGCCAAUCUGGAUUUCAAAGUGGGCUGGAAGAAGUUGAAGGAGGUGUUUGGCAUGGCAGGUGUAGUGAAACGAGCAGAUGUCAAAGAAGAUAAAGACGGAAAGAGUCGCGGGAUGGGAACAGUGACUUUCGAGCAGUCGCUGGAGGCUGUGCAGGCCAUUUCCAUGUUCAACGGACAGAUGCUUUUUGACAGACAGAUGCAUGUUAAAAUGGAUGAGAAAUCUCUUCCCCCAGAUGAUUUCCGUCAAGUAGAAAAAUCACCUCAGUUACCACGUGGUCUAGGUGGUAUUGGCAUGGGACUGGGGCCAGGAGGGCAGCCUAUUAAUGCCAACCGUCUUAGCAGCGGUGGAGGAGGUGGAAUGGGCUCCAUGGGGCCUGGAGGUAUGGAUGUUCCAGGUUGUGGUGGAAUGAACAGACUUGGUGGAGGGAUGAGUGGAGGUGGGGGUGGUGGCGGCUUCGGGGGCAUGGACACCAUGGGCAACAUGGGCGGCUUUGGAGGGAGAGACAUGGCACCAGUUGGCAGGAUGGGAGAUAUGUACCGGUCAGGGAUGGGUGGAAUGGAUCGCGACUUUGGCCACAGUGACAUGUCAAUGAAUCGAGGAUUUGGGGAUUCUUUUGGUGGAAUGGGUGGUGGCUUUGGAGGAGGCAUGGGCAGUGGUGGCAUGGGGCACAUGGGGACUGGAUUAGGUGGUGGAAUGGGCAGCAUGUCGAUGGACCGGAUGGGCUCUGGUUUUGACCGUAUGGGCAUGUCAGGCAUGGACAUGAACCGUGGCUUUGGUGGCUACGGAGGCGGGGGCCACAUGGGUGGAGGCAUGUCUGACAGAGGCUCCGGCUCCAAAGGAGGCUGUCAGAUCUUUGUGCGAAACCUGUCCUAUGAUCUGACAUGGCAAAAGCUGAAAGAGAAGUUCAGUCACUGUGGCCAGGUGAUGUUCGCAGAGAUCAAGAUGGAGAACGGGAAGUCAAAGGGCUGUGGAACUGUGAGAUUCGACUCUCCAGAGAGCGCCGAGAAAGCCUGCAGGAUGAUGAAUGGAACGAAGAUCAAUGGCCGAGAGGUGGACGUCCGCAUUGAUCGCAACGCUUAGAGCUUUUGUAGAAGUCCUGCUAACACACUUCCACAUUCAGCCCUUUUGCCAAUGAUCUUUUGUUUUGUUUUAAAAACACAGUUACUUCAUAUCUCCAUGUGUCCACAGUUUCAUUUUUUUUCUUUUUGUUUAUAUAUACUACAUAGCUCUUUUAUUCUGUUUUUGUAAAC